Messenger RNA from Schistocerca piceifrons (Central American locust), 2576 nucleotides. RefSeq names its product GTP-binding protein 1 (gene GTPBP1). Lineage: Eukaryota; Metazoa; Arthropoda; Insecta; Orthoptera; Acrididae. Gene Ontology annotation, biological process: translational elongation. Bases 396 to 2363 code for a protein of 655 amino acids. Gene Ontology annotation, molecular function: GTPase activity; translation elongation factor activity; GTP binding. The transcript is spliced from 13 exons. The record is from RefSeq and is a predicted model, not a curated record.
UUUGUUUAAAUGUAUGUAGCAUAAUCUGCGCUCUGUUGACACAUACAAGUGAUUUGUGUAUUGUGGAUGUACACUGUGGUUAGAAACUGUUAGUUUCUGUGUUUUGGCAACAUCUUAUUUUUUUAUGUUGUAGCAGUUAAUUUGCUGAGUGUGUCUGAUAUAAGUAGUGUUUUUUUGAUUUUUCGUCUUGUCAUUAAUCUAACAAGCGGAGAUUCCCAUCUGGCGAUCUCGCCAGGACAGGAUCUAAUCUAUAGGCAGAUGAUUAUUGUGCUUCUAUAUAUGACACGGUGUCACAUAAACAUGACGUGAACAAUCUACAGAUAAUGGUGAUUGAUAUUAUCUGAAAUUUUAUGUGCGUGGAAUGUAGUCAAAACUGAUAUUGAAUUGCUAGAAACAUGGCAACAGUCCUUGAACAGAUGUCGGCAAAGCCAGAAGUUAGUGCAGAUUCUCCAACAUUGACAAAUGACAUGCCAAUGAGUGAGCCUCAUGAUUAUGCAUCAAUACGUGCCAAGACAGCACUGAUAAGCCCAACAGAAGAACAGUAUGAGCUUUUGCUGCAGAAACUCAAAGAAAGGAUUGGCAAUGGAAGAGGAGAGACAAUAUUUGAAGUUGGCAUUGGUGAAGAUGGAGGGGAGAGUGGUCUUGCACAGAAUGAUUAUGAAGCAUCUGUUGCAACACUGAAAUCCCUUGCAGCUACACUGGAUGCAGACUGUGUCCUAUUAAGGGAACGUAAAGUGGAGAAAGGACUUACAGGCCAGUACCUUGUAAGAAGGCGAAUAGAUCAGCAGGACUUCUUGGAAAUACGGGUAGCAGUUGUGGGAAACGUCGAUGCUGGGAAGUCGACGCUUCUGGGAGUGCUGACACAUGGAGAACUGGACAAUGGGCGUGGACAUGCUCGUCAGAGGCUAUUUAGACACAAGCAUGAAAUGGAAUCCGGACGUACGAGCUCAGUUGGAAAUGACAUAUUGGGUUUUGAUAGUUUAGGAAAUGUUGUAAACAAGCCCGAGCAUGGUUCACUUGACUGGGUGAAGAUAUGUGAACGUUCUUCAAAAGUGAUAACAUUUAUUGACUUGGCAGGGCAUGAGCGUUACCUCAAGACCACAGUAUUUGGGAUGACUGGUCAUGCUCCUGAUUUUGGAAUGCUGAUGGUUGGAGCCAAUGCAGGGGUUGUAGGAAUGACGAAAGAGCAUUUGGGUCUUGCUCUUGCCUUGAGUGUUCCAGUGUUUGUAGUUGUGACAAAGAUCGAUAUGUGUCCACCCAAUGUUCUUCAGGAAACCCUUCGACUCCUAGUUCGAAUACUAAAGUCGCCAGGUUGCAGGAAAGUACCAGUGAUGGUCAAAACAAAUGAUGAUGUUGUAAUUAGUGCUACAAACUUUGUUUCUGAAAGGUUGUGCCCCAUAUUUCAAGUUUCAAAUGUUACUGGAGAGAACCUGGAACUAUUGAAAAUGUUUCUCAACUUACUUACAACUCGCGUUUCUAGCUGUGAUGAUGAACCAGCAGAGUUCCAGAUAGAUGACACCUACUCUGUACCUGGUGUUGGCACAGUUGUGUCUGGUACAACAUUAAAAGGAGUGAUCAGAUUGAAUGAUACCUUAAUGCUUGGGCCAGAUCCGUUGGGUCAUUUCAUGCCCAUAGCUGUUAAAAGUAUUCAUCGGAAGAGAAUGGUUGUCCGUGAAGUUCGUGGUGGACAGACAGCUUCAUUUGCUCUGAAAAAGAUCAAACGUUCACAGAUAAGAAAAGGCAUGGUCAUGGUGUCACCUGCAUUAAAUCCAACUGCUUGUUGGGAAUUUGAAGGUGAAAUUCUUGUACUACAUCAUCCAACAACCAUAAGCUCUCGUUAUCAGGCAAUGGUUCACUGUGGAAGUAUCCGACAAACUGCGUCUAUUCUCUCAAUGUCCAAAGAAUGUUUACGAACGGGGGACAAAGCAAUAGUCCAUUUCCGAUUUAUCAAGCACCCGGAGUACAUAAAGCCAGGACAGCGAAUGGUCUUCCGUGAAGGCCGCACCAAAGCUGUCGGUAACAUCUUGAGGCUGAUUCCCCAGGCUAACCCAGGGGCACAGGUAGCACGAUCCAAACCCAACAAGAUGCAGUCGAAGCAAAGCAGCUGCUCAGUGCAAUCACAGUCCUCUGCUGCUCCACAGUCACCUCAGCAGGUUUCACCAGUCCACAGAGCGGAUGCCGACUCGCCAUUUGAAGUGUCUGCUGAUAAGAGAGAGAAUAUGGCACAGCGAAGUGGCAGGAAGAGUAGGGGGAGGAGGGGUGGCCGAGGGAGAUCGGGGGGAGGAGGAACGGGAACAGGAACAACACCAAAACCUCUUGCAGAGCAGAAUCCUGUGAUUGCUGGUCGGAGUGCAAAAACAUAGAUAGGCUUUGGUGCCAAUGAAGAUAUUUAUUAUCUCAAAAAGUUUUUGAUGAUGUCUUCAGGUGAAUAUGAACUGUCAAGAAGUACAACUUCUUAAUUUGUCCUUUUCUGAUGAGAUUUCAGUAUUUGAAUAUGUGAUCUAGUGUUUGCUUUCAGGUUGAAAAAGGAUGUCAUACACCUUUUUGUAAUGACAAAAAUACAUUAAUUUGUUGUA